Messenger RNA from Candida tropicalis MYA-3404, 300 nucleotides. RefSeq lists its product as uncharacterized. The record is from RefSeq and is a predicted model, not a curated record. NCBI's taxonomy places the organism in Eukaryota, Fungi, Ascomycota, Pichiomycetes, Serinales, Debaryomycetaceae. The transcript has a single exon. Bases 1 to 300 code for a protein of 99 amino acids.
AUGGCAGCACCAUCAGCACAGAAGAGAUCCACCAACGAAGAACGUAUUUCCAAAUCAAGAUUACUUAAUGCGUCUAUCCUAACAGUACUCACGGUUGCCAUUUUCCUUCUAUUGAUCUACCAUUUCAUCUGGGCUGUACAGGUCAUGAUGUAUAGACCAUAUGGGAACCUUUUGAACAAUAUAGUUUAUGGUCCGGGUACAUUGAUUGCAAACGCAGGUUUAUCCUCCAAAUUAAUCAAAUAUGUCAACACCAAACUCGUGGAGGAUAAAAUAGAGGCAGAUUACAAAAAAUACAUAUAA